Molecule: messenger RNA, 625 nt
Organism: Engraulis encrasicolus (European anchovy)
Lineage: Eukaryota; Metazoa; Chordata; Actinopteri; Clupeiformes; Engraulidae
Product: cytochrome c oxidase subunit 6A, mitochondrial
Exons: 4
Coding region: 127-438 (103 amino acids)
Biological process (GO): mitochondrial electron transport, cytochrome c to oxygen
Cellular component (GO): mitochondrial inner membrane
Molecular function (GO): enzyme regulator activity
Source: RefSeq, a predicted model, not a curated record
GCUUUGUAGUUCAGGCCAGGACAGACUGAAGGACAAACAGACGAAGGUGCGAAGAGAAGAGAGACUCGCUGGAUUGAUUUCAUUUUAAAGAUAUAUAGAAGACCAACGACAGAGGGUAGGUGAAGCAUGGCCUCAUCAUCCGCACGUGUGCUGGCCAGCAGAGCCUUCGCCGCUGCCUCGUCCCAUGGAGAACAAGCAACAAAACUCUGGAAGAUCCUGUCAUUCACUGUGGCUCUGCCCGGUGUGGCUGUGUGCAUGGUCAACGCCUACUUAAAAGCGGUGGAGCACGCAAAGCACGAUAGGGCCGAGUUUAUACCCUAUCCUCACCUGCGCAUCCGCACCAAGAAAUUCCCCUGGGGUGAUGGCAACCACUCGCUCAUCCACAACGGUCACGUCAACGCUCUCCCAGACGGCUAUGAGGGUGGUCACGACCACUAGUCACAGCGGCGCCCUCUGCUGUCGACCUCCGACCUCAUGUUCACUCCUACCUUACGAGCUACACUUCCAUAGCUCCCUAUGACAUGGGCUCAGGGGCCGAACACAGACAUCACAACAACUGCAACAACUACAACAACAACAAAACAUGACACAAUAAAUAAAUCCUUCCAUUUUUUUUUCCAAAGUA